Pocillopora damicornis (cauliflower coral) is the source of this 1680-nucleotide messenger RNA. RefSeq names its product endoplasmic reticulum lectin 1. Gene Ontology annotation, biological process: endoplasmic reticulum unfolded protein response; ERAD pathway; retrograde protein transport, ER to cytosol. NCBI's taxonomy places the organism in Eukaryota, Metazoa, Cnidaria, Anthozoa, Scleractinia, Pocilloporidae. The record is from RefSeq and is a predicted model, not a curated record. Gene Ontology annotation, cellular component: endoplasmic reticulum lumen.
GCUUCAAAACAUUGCUUCGUCGGUCUGAUGAGUGUAGCGAUAUGCGGCAACGAACUCAAACAUCAGUAAUUUCUUUAGUUUUUCUUUUUAUCUGCGUUAGAUGUUUUAAUCCUUUUGACGAGGGGCAAUAUGAUAUUAAUUGGGGUGGACCGGUAUCAUUGCGAGAAGGACAAGUCACAACGAAUGGUGAGGAUUUCUUAAGCAGUAGAGAGUCAGUGGUAAUGAUAACAAAGGAUAAUGAAAAAUACAGAUGUAUACUACCUAAAGAUGAAACACUUAAUGAGAAAAAAUAUUUGUACAAUGAACCAGAUCCAGAGAUACUUUUAGAGUCUCUUCUAAGGAGAGGAGAGUGCUCAUACAGGUUAGAUUCAUAUUGGACAUAUGAACUCUGUCAUGGAAGACAUGUCAAACAGUUCCAUGAGCUUAAAGCUGGUGUACAGGAUUCAAAAGUGCAGGAAUAUUACUUAGGAAAACUAGAACCCAAGAUCCUAGACAAGAAGUCCUCAGGUGAUCCCAAACCUUUAGAUUCGCCUCCUAUGGAAGCAGAAGAUCCUAGCAAGAUUAUUCCAUCUCGCAAGAUCAAUGGUCAAGUGUUUCCUUACUACAAAGUGGUCAUGGAUAAUGGCACCGCUUGUGAUCUGCUUGGCAAUAAACCCCGAACAACAAAUAUAAUUUACAUGUGUGCACCGAGGUCAAGUAACGAGAUUAUUUCUGUCAAAGAGAUCCAUACCUGCCACUAUGAGGUUGAAGUGUUCACGCCACUUAUUUGUGCCAACCCAGCAUACAGUUAUCGUGAAAAGCCUGUGCAUCAUAUAAGUUGUCACUCGAUGGAGGGUUCACCAGAUGAGCCCAGAAGUUAUUCUGAAUUGAUGGAGGAGAAAUUUAGUGUUGAGGGAUUCUUGCCUCCAGAAGACGAUGACAAGUCACCAGUGCCAGCAGAUGAACACAGAAAAAUUUUACCCCAGCCUGACAAUCUGCUGACUGCAUCAUUUCUAAGUGGAGAUUACUGUCUUGUUGGUGGAGGGUCUGGCUGGUGGAAAUAUGAGUUUUGUUACGGUAAACAAGUGACGCAGUUUCACCAAGAGGCAAAUGGUCCCAGAAUAAAUAUACUUCUCGGAAAAUGGGUGGAAAAUAUGCAAGGAGUCGACACAUCUUCAAGAAGUUGCCCUUUCGCUAACGGAGCCAAGCACGUGUGAAUAUAUUCUAAGGGUUGAAUCUCCAAUUAUUUGUCCUCUCUUGGAAAAGAUGGAUGAACAUGGAUUAUUUGUAGUGGAAAAUUUGUGAAAAAAAAACCCGUCUGCCGAUGAACGUCUUCAUCCGAAAAUACCAGCAAAUUUCUCUUUGUGAAAAUAUAAGUGAGAACGACAGUGUUUAUCUAUGAAAAACAGAAAACCCUGUUUUCUGGGCUUAAGUAUCAAUUAAUUUAAACUAUUGCAUCAGGGUCAGCCAAAGAAGCAUAUGUAAAUGAGGAACCAACUUUGGAUGAACUCCGACGCUCCGCUUUGUUGGCUUCGCUGACCUCACUUUUAAGAACCAUCACAAAACUGCUAGCCUGAAAGGUUACAUAAUGGUUCUAUAUCGUAAGGUAUUUUCACGAAAUUUGCUGAAACUUACGUUGGGCGGGUUUUCUCGCCAAGUGUCCCAUAAACCGUUGCAUUGCUCGGCUCUUUUGUUAAGAGG